This is a messenger RNA of Scatophagus argus, 1096 nucleotides long. RefSeq names its product mitochondrial ribosomal protein S28 (gene mrps28). NCBI's taxonomy places the organism in Eukaryota, Metazoa, Chordata, Actinopteri, Scatophagidae. The transcript has a single exon. Bases 16 to 645 code for a protein of 209 amino acids. Gene Ontology annotation, cellular component: mitochondrial small ribosomal subunit. The record is from RefSeq and is a predicted model, not a curated record.
GUGAACGAGCUGCGCAUGGAGCCGUCAGGUGGCGCUGUGGGCGUGUCCUCGCUACAGGAAGCUGGAACAGGAAGUGACCUUCGUUCUGCCUUCUGGGACAACAUGGCGGUCUUGUGUAAGGUUGUUUCCAGCUUCAGGGGUGGACUUCGAUUCACCUCCUUCAGGUUUUUCAGAAACUCCUUCAGUUCAGACUCCAGCGGGACCUCCGGCAGCGACCAGUCCGCUUCACCCAGACUCAAAUCGGGCUUCGCUGCCGCGUUCGACCAGCAGUCGGAGCUCCGGCGGGAGGCGGUGAGCGCCGCGGACGGCAGCAGCGCCUCCUCCAGACAAGAGGAAAGCUUCGCCUCGCUGCUCCGCCGGUCCCCGCUGAUCCAGAUGGGACCAGCCAAAGAUAAAGUGGUGGUCGGGAAGAUCUUCCAUGUGGUCCAGGACGACCUGUACAUCGACUUCGGCGGGAAGUUUCAUUGCGUGUGCCGGCGGCCGCCCAGCGGACAGCAUCUGCAUCGCGGCACCAAAGUCCGCCUGCGGCUGCAGGACCUGGAGCUCACCGCCCGCUUCCUGGGAGCCAACACCGACACCACGCUGCUGGAGGCCCAGGCCGUCCUGCUUGGCCCGAUGGAAGCCAGGGACGGGGGGAAACAGUGAGCCCGCUGUGGUAAAAUGUGAGGUUUUCCGAAGGGAGUUUUGCAGGUGCGGGACUCGGACGUGAGGAGGGACCCUGAACGCCUCUCUGCUCCUCAUGAGGAGGACUGUGAUGUUGACUGAUGUGCUUGAUUUGUCUUCGCACGUCACGUUGAACCAAAACCUCCCCUGGAAUGUGACGUUUGGUUUGGACUGUGGACUCCAGCUGAGUGUUUACCUGCCGGGAGGACGAAGCCGCACGACCCCCGACAACAUUAAUCCACGUGUGAUCGUCCACACACGCGCACGCCGGCUUGUUGUCAGAUUUAAAUGCUCAUUUGUGUCUCACAGUUCGGACUCGAGUGGUUUUGACCUCCUUACAGUGAAAUAACGUUUCUGUGCUGAAGUGCGUAAACCACAUGAGUGUUCAGGCACACUGAAGUGUCAUUGGGAAAUAAAGAUGGAUGACGUCCAA